This is a messenger RNA of Sarcophilus harrisii (Tasmanian devil), 6427 nucleotides long. RefSeq names its product ankyrin repeat domain 31 (gene ANKRD31). Gene Ontology annotation, molecular function: protein binding. Bases 153 to 6185 code for a protein of 2010 amino acids. The transcript is spliced from 25 exons. Lineage: Eukaryota; Metazoa; Chordata; Mammalia; Dasyuromorphia; Dasyuridae. The record is from RefSeq and is a predicted model, not a curated record.
CGCGCCCCGCCACGCCCCUUUUCUCCGGCCCCGCCCCAGCUCUACUCCCCAGAGCUCCGUCCCGGGGGCGCUAGACUGCUGCCCUCGGGUUGUCUUUCGUCGAGAGACGUGAAGGGCAAUAAGAGGGAAAGGGCGGCCUUACGGAGGCGGGCAUGGAGAAAGAAUCGGCCCGGGGGUUAGACUGGGAUAGUGACGAGACGGUGGUGGAGGGCUCUGUGAGCGAGAGCGAGCGGGAGGAUGACGAGCUGCCCCUGAAAAGGUUAUUUUUUUCUCAAGAUACAUCUUUUAAAUCUCAUUCCAGUUUUCACUCUGAUCGCAGAGGAGUGUAUGGAGAAGCAUCCUCUCCAGAAAUUCAUCUUGUGUACAAACUUAAAGAGUAUCUACAAGAGCAGAUGAAUAAGCACAUGAUAAACCCACUCUCUGAAGGGGGAAGUGAAACUGAAUUGUCUCAACCUCUAACACAGGAUGAAAUGGAUUACCCACUGUUCAUUAAAGAAGGCCCCCAAGAUGAUCAGGUGCAGGAUUCUGAAUGGAAGAAUGAACACAAUUACUCUGCAGGAUUUGAUGUGGAAGAUCUUGGAUUUCUACAAAGGCCAGAAAAGGAAUUAAGUGUUGGAGUUGAUUCUCCUGAAACUAGCCUACUCUCAGGUGCUAUUACUACAAGUUAUAAUGCAGUAGAAGUAAAGAAAAAAUCAUCAGAGAAGCUGGAGGGAUCCAGCUUGUUACCACAGUUUCUAAAGGAAGUUUCUUUGCCUUCAAGAGAAAUCAGGGAAGAUUGUUCCUGUGAAAUAUUGGUACCCACCAUAGAAGACACUUUAGGAUUUUCAGAAAGUAUUCUGGGUGAAUACCCGUUUAUAGUGAAUGAAUUUGAAACUAAAGAGCUAUUAAAACCAUUGAGUGAUUUGGGUAGUCCCAAAUCAAUGUCACCUUUAGAUCAUUUGCUGAUUUGUCAGGAAGAUGGUCUGACAGAAGACAUGCAAGAAAAUGACAAAAACGAUGCAUUACCAGCUGAGCUGCUGACAGCUCUGAACACAUUGUCAGAAUCUAUGGUUGAAUCCAUCUGUCAAAGAGUGGAAAGAGACAGUAGGCCCUGUGCUGAGGAUGAAUGCUUAGAAACAGAACCCAGCUUUUCUCAGACAGAUGAUGAUUGUACACAAAUAGCAGGAAUGAAUUUUGAAUUUCAACAUUCUGUUCAGCCUUUUGGACAAGGUCCCAAAUUAACUGAGCCUCUGUUUAAGGAUAUAACAAUGCAGCAAGAUAAAGAAUAUACAAGUUCGUUUGGACAGGAAACCUUAGCACAUCAAAAUGUUGCCUGCUUUGAUGCACUUAGUAAAGAGGGGAAUUUAAAUACCAUGGAAAAUAAUACAGAAACUUCAUACAUGUUAAGGAGAUCAGCCAGACUGAAAACAGUAAGAGCAGGAACUACCUCUAAGAAUAUAGAUGAAGCAUAUAAAGUACCAGAAGAGAUUCUGCAGAAAACAGAUAGUACACUUCCAAUUGAAUAUUUCAGAAUACAAGAUUCUGCUUUUCAGAAUACCAGUGAUGAGAAGUCUGUGGAAUGGAGCAAAAACCAGUUUUUAUCUGCUUAUAACUGUGAUGAGGAAGAGAUAAUAAAGAGCAGAAGAACAACAAAAAACAGAAAAAGUCACAGGAACAUUUCAAAACUUUCAAGUAUUAAUCGAAGAGACAUCUAUGGAGAAUCACCUCUACAUAAAGCUGCUCAGGGAGAUGAUUCUGCUCUUGUCAAGAAAUAUAUAAAACUAGGUGGAAAUAUAAACUUGCCAGAUUAUGCUGGCUGGACCGCGCUUCAUGAGGCAAGUGUGAAUGGAUUUUAUAAGACAGUCCUUGAACUGUUAAAAGGCGGAGCCGAUGUAAAUUGCAAAGGGAUGAAACAAAUCACCCCAAUAUAUGAUGCUGUGUUAAAUGGGCAUUAUAAGGUGGCAGAAUUACUUCUUCAAAAUGGAGCCGAUCCAUUAUUUAGAAAUGACUAUGGAAAAUGUGCUUUGGAUGAAGCUAGUGACAAUACCCAUAUGAAACAACUACUGGAACGCUAUGUACACAAAUCUGAAACAUGUCCUAUUUCAGAGCAAAGAGAUAGAAGUGAACUGUUACACUGUGAAGAUACAUACCAGUGCAAGAAACCAGAAUGCAGUCCCAGAAGCACUCAGGAUUUUAAUAAUGAGAACUCCAGAGGAACAAAAGAGAGGAAGACAGAGGUUUCUAAAAAAACCAAAGGGAAUUUAUUGAAGAAUAAAGCAGUUGUGAAUGAAAAUGAUCAGAAAAUUUCAAAGAAUAAAAAGUUAACUCCAACUAGGAAUAAGCAACCUACUGUUGAUCAAAUAAAUGAUAAAGAACCCCCAAAGAUACAUAUGCAGGAUGUCUGUGAGCCUAAGAACUUUAUGCCUAUAGGAAAGGAGAAAAGUAAGUCAAUUCCUAAAAAAACUGAGAUGAGUGAUAGAAAGAACAAUACAAGGACACAAGUAACACCCUCUUCAAAAAGAAUAACUAGAUCUACUGCUCGACAGCAAGAUCCUGUAAUUUUUUCUGACCUUUCAGAAAAGUCUGAUAUGCUGACUAACUCAGUAACUCCAAUGGUGAAAAAUCCUCUGUGUCAUAAUAGUGAAGUUUUUUCAGUUUCCAAAGGGACAGGUGCUUGUGAAAAUGACACAACUUCACUUACCCUAAUGAGUCAAGAAUUACUUGGCCAGAGCACAGGUUCAGUGGAUUAUCAGAAGGAACCUGAUAUCUUAGAAUCAGAAACUUGUGAGCCAGCAGAAGCCAUCCCUCUUUCGGGAUUCCACUCUUGUGAAGAAGACAAGUUACCAUUGGCCACUGAAGGAAAUGAUCACACUACUUAUGAGAAACCUGUUCCUUGUAAGGCUGGUGACUAUAAUAGCCCAAGUCUGAAAAGUAAGAAUGUGACAGUCUGGGAAAAGAGUUUCCUUUCCUUUUUACAUAAAAAUGUUGACAGUGACAGUGAUAGUAAUGAUGUUGGUGAUGAUGGAUGCUAUUUUGAGGAGACUGCAUUGUCUGAGAAGAUGAACUGUUUUGUAAAUGAUGAAAACCAGAAUAAUUGUAAAGCAAACUCAGAGCAUGAAGAAGAGUCAAGUUCCCAACACUACUUACCUUCUGAAACUCAAUCUUUACUCCAGGAAAAUGUUUUUCAAGCAGGUAGCCUCACAGUGAUUUCACAACAGGACUUCAUCAACUUAUCUGAUUCAGACUGUACCAUUAUUUCUGAGAAGUAUGUUGUAAAUGAUGAACAGAAUAUUAAAAUAAUUAUUUCUGAUGUUGACUCUGAGCAGAAUCCCCUGGUUAGUACAGAGACACGGUCAACACCUGACUUAUCAGGGCAUAUCAGCGGAUGGGGAAUCUCUGCUGGUCUUCAUAAUAAUACCACCAAUGCACCAAGUUAUUUUGUUAAUCAGAUAGAUGAGAAGAGAGAGACAAGUGGGAGAGGAGAAGAGAGUUCAGAAAGAACCUGCACUGAGAGAACUCAAGAGAACCAUCAAAAGAGUACUGAGUGCACAGAACAAUCUUGUGAAAAGGAAGCAGUUGAAAUGGAAGUAAAGCAGCCAGAACUUCCAGAGAAUGAUGUGAUUCCAAAAAAAAAAGUACAAUCUACUAAGAACAUGCAUGAGGACUUAAGAGAUGACUCACAGCUCAAGCAAGGGAUAGAGAAGACAAUUCUUUCUCAAUCAGACAAGGACAAGACUGACAAUGUAAACAGAGAGCAAAACACUGAAAGAAGCCACAAAGAGACAAGAGAAAAAAGCCCAGACACUCAUGUGCCUAGAAAUUUACAACUAUGUGAAAAAAGUGUUCAGAUCAAAAGAAAAAGGCAAGAUUUUGAAGAGACUACUGAUGAUCAAGAUCUGAAUUCAUCCAUAAGCACAAAUAAGGAUUUACAGAAUCAAUCACAGCAAGAAGAUUCACCUGAUCCUAAAGCUUCCAAAAUUCCAGAACUUUCAGCAUUUGACCAAGAUGAUACUGAGGUCUUGCCAGACAAACCUAGUUGUGGUACAGUAACUAGAGUCUGUAAGAGGAAUGCCAAAGGCAAAAGUCGUCUGCAUUUGGCUGCCAAAAGAGGAGACUUGUCUUUAGUCAUAGCACUGAUAGAAUCUGGAGCCCAUCUAAACCAAAAGGACAAUGCAGGAUGGACAGCACUUCAUGAGGCAGCUGAUAAGGGAUUUAAUGAAGUAAUGGUGGAGUUAUUGAAAGCUGGUGCUAAUGUUAACAGUGAAAGCCUGGAUGGGCUUUUGCCCAUACAUAAUGCAGUUUCAGGCAAUCAUUUAAAGGCUGCUGAGCUCCUGCUGCAACAUGGUGCAAACCCUAAUCAAAAGGACGGGGAUCAAAAGAGUGCCCUAGAUAGAGCAAAGGAUGAAAAGAUGAAGAAAUUGCUGAAGUCUUGGAGUGGAAACGAAACUAGAAAUAUUUGUCACAAUAAAGUCACUGCAGAAAAACCUUCAAGGUCAAAAAGACAAAAACAGGAGUCUUGCUGCAAAUCUAAAAGUGCUGGUCCACUUUCAUUUUCACACCAAGAUUCGACAAAAGAAGGAGCUCCCAUGCAUGAUAGCAUCCAUACCAUUUUACAAGAUAUCGGAGAAAAGCAAGAAAGCCUGUUGCUGUUUGAAAUAAGAACACCCAAAGAUGCUGACCAAUAUAGUGAGAAGAUGUUACAGAUUAAGGAUAUUAUGGACAGUGUGCUUGCAAAACAGAAAAAAGAAAGAGAUGAUCUUGCUAAAAAAUACAGGUCUUCGAUAGAAUCUUUCAGACAGGGAGCACUGAGAGAAAAACUGGCAAACUUGGCCACUCGACAAAAGAACCUUUUAAUAGUAGCCCAGAAGCAGAAGAAGUUAAGCCAGAAAAUACAAAAUUACAAGAACACAAGAAACACAUCUGGUCUGGGUGCUAGGCAAGAAUCACCUGAUUUAAGGAAUUCCAAUGAAAAUGAUGAAGGCAGCUACUUUAUUCCUGCGGAAAAAGCAACGCAGCCUGAUUCAGUUUCUGUCCCUGUGAGGUUCCCUUCCAGUCCCACCAGUGGAAGCAGUCAGAGAACACACUGUACUAGAAGGCAGGAGGAUAACCAAAAUCUGAGUAGUUGUAUAAGUGAGAGAUGGGUACAUGAGAAAACAGCUGAAAGUGAAUGUUUUUCUUUUAAUGAACUAAUCACCAAUGAAAGACCUGGAGAUUAUACCUUAAAGAGGACAUCAAAAAGUAAUUAUAUCCGUGGCAUCAAAAUGGUUAAACUCCCUCCCCAGUCAGUGACUUCUAGUGCUCAGGCAGAAUAUUUAGAAGAAAAAAAUUAUACUGCAGUAAUUACAGCCAAAGGAAGCAAAUCUCUAAAUCCCUCUGCAAUAACUGAAACUUUAAAUAUUUUAGAGACCCCAAGUGCAACUGUCAGAAAUAAUACCCAUCAACUAAACACUGUUUGCCAGCCAGCUUUUACCCAUAGUCUUUUACCAGGAAACACGUCUAAGAAAACAGUUUCUCAAGAUCCACCCGGGACAGUAUCAGAAUCACUUGUGCAAUCUUUGCUUGCUCAUCAAGGAAAUGCAUGUGCAGACAGUGGUGCUUUGCUUAGGAUGAAACCAAAUCAUACAGAGUCAAGACCUGUUGGCACACUUGCAGAUAACAGUCAAAUUAAUUUCUCCUUAGAAUCUUCCAAUCAGAAUAACAAACAGGAACCUUUACACUGCAGAGCAGAGAUGAAAAUGAAAAAAACCCAGAUCAAAGAAUUGAUUUCCUUGGGAAGAAUUAAACCAGGAAAUGAUGUUCUGGAAUUCAAAAUGCAGGAUGCCACCUACAAAGCCAGUAUCUUACAAAAUGGUAAAAUCAAAGCAAAAAAUGGUGAGAUUUAUCAAAACCCAAUCACCUGGAUCAAGGCACUUUUAGGAAGUAAUAUUUCUGUGACCUGGAAGUAUGUAUGGAAUAAGGUAACAUAUCUUGGGAAAGAGCUCUGUAAGUACAUUACUGAAGAAGUGCCUAUAAUUACAGAACCAAAUGUAGUGUUGCAAGAAAACCAGCCCUGUAUGCCAGGACGUUCCAGUGGUUCAGUACAAAACUUCAAGCACUAUCUUCAGCUGAAUGAAAUAUUAUUGAUCAGCAAUCAAGAAUUUCUUCCAUGCCAUAUAAUGGAACAACAUUGGAAAUUCUAUAUGGCAAGCGAAAAUGGGCUAUUCUGAGAUUUUGUGUAACAGUGGCAUGUCUUAUUUUGUUUAAAGCCUUAAAUUUUGUUUGCAUUAUGAAUUAAAGUUCUAACUUCAUCUUGUGAAAUGUAAUGAAAGUUAUUUUGACUUAAAAUUCUGCUGUUAAAAUUCCUGAUGAUUCUAUGAUAUGAACAUACUAAAAUUAGGAAAUGUUGAAUUUUUUGUUUUAAUGAAUUAAGUAUAUUUUUGCCACUGAAAUAAAGGCAUCUUAAAAGUGA